UAUCCUAUAUCUACUACCUUUGCGGCUGAUCAUACGUUUCUGGCUUCACUUGAUCUUGAAGCAAUCUCUAGUACUUUCUCUCUAGAUAUAAUGAGCGGAUGGUGGAAUGAUAAUAAUGGUAACUACAAUAACCAGGUCGAACCAAUUCUUGAUGAUAUUUCAAGAACUAAUACCAUGGGAGAUCCAAAGAUGGAGAAGAUAUUGCAUGAAGAUGUUAACACAACUAUAAAAGAGAAAACAAGCCAGAAGAGGAUAAUUAUGAAGAGGCGAUAUAGAGAAGAUGGAGACAUCAAUAGUUUGUCAAGGGAAAUGAUGAAGCAGUACUUCUACAUGCCGAUAACUAAAGCAGCCAAGGAGCUUAACAUUGGUGUAACCCUCUUGAAGAAAAGAUGUCGUGAGUUAGGUAUUCCUCGUUGGCCUCACCGUAAGCUCACGAGCCUUAACGCUCUAAUUACCAAUCUCAAGGACUUAUUAGGGAACACGGAGGGAAAAACGCCCAAGAGUAAGCUGAGGAAUGCUUUGGAGCUUUUGGAGAUGGAGAAGAAGAUGAUUGAGGAAGUUCCGGAUUUGGAAUUUGGGGACAAGACUAAGAGGUUAAGACAGGCUUGCUUCAAGGCUAAAUACAAACAGAGACGGCUCUUCUCGUCUUCUUCAUGAGAGCAAGAGCUCGUGUGUAGAGAGAUCUAACCUUCUAUGACUUAAGUCAAGUUUGGUACUAUAUGACGAGGCGUGCAAAACCAAGAUAAGAGUACUAGCUAGUCGUCUCUUUUGAUUAUAAUCUAAUUCUCAUGAAACUUGGAUCCAUUCCAGUUUUUAUUUUGUUUUUUGUUUUGACUUUUUAGUUUUUUAGUUGAAUUGGUGGUCUUUUACAACUAAAAAAUUCGAAUGAAUCGUUUUUCUUUUUAUUUGAUUCGAUUUGGUUUUUAUUGGGCUUAAAUUAGUAUUUGAGAAAGCCCAAACAAAGUAAUAAUCAGUCAUGGCCCAAUUUAUCCACCGCACCGCAUUCCAAUAGUGAAUUUGCUAAAGAUCAACGGUGAACUGAUCAAUAAAUCAUGAACAUCGACAAACUACAAUUUUAUGAUGAUCACUUACUCACUAGAAAGAGUUACAUAUAACACAACUUGUAUUUGGAUAUU
Molecule: messenger RNA, 1136 nt
Organism: Arabidopsis lyrata subsp. lyrata
Lineage: Eukaryota; Viridiplantae; Streptophyta; Magnoliopsida; Brassicales; Brassicaceae
Product: protein RKD3
Exons: 3
Molecular function (GO): DNA-binding transcription factor activity
Source: RefSeq, a predicted model, not a curated record